AUGGACAAAAGCCGUAACACCCAUGCUCUAGGCAUCACAAUGGACCAGAGAAGAAUCCACAGCCAGAAGGUUUCCCAAAUAAAUGACCUGAUGAAUGUACUCCAGAACAACAGAAAGGCAAUGAGGGAGUUUAUCAGCAUUGCUUCAUUUUAUAUCCCUGAGCUAAAAGCUCCUCAACAAAGACCAAAAUUCGUGAAAACUAAGAAGCUCUUAAAACGGGGCAAAAUUUCGAAGACAAUUUCGAGAACGAGGAACCGCUCAAGGAUGCAUAAGAAGCCUCUCAAGACUCCUCUGAUUAACCAACGUGCAAAUCUCAACAAGAGUCUUGAGAAGAGCACCAGACCGAUAUAAUGAUCAAGGAUGAAAUGGCAGAUGAUAAUUUCACCAAGGCGAGCGCUAUUGGCAAGCAGUUUCACUCCAAAAGCUACAGGCUAGGUGUCCUUAACCGCAGAAAGCCUGAACUGGAGUUCUCCAGUCAAGAGAUCAAAGAUAUCAUCAACAGGACGAGAUUCAAGAACAAAGAGACCCCUGAGGAACAAAAAUAGGUUCAAAGAAAGAGUCAAGGAAUUUCAUGAAUUCGAAAAGAGAGUUCCAAAGCUAAACUCUUACGAAAAAUCUAAAAUAAGGGAACAAAUCAAGCGAAGAAAGGUACUAAGACUCUGGAAUGAGGAGAAAGAGAAGCAGAAACAGCAGGAAGACCAGAAAGUCACCUACAAUGACAUCAAGGCGCUGGAUAACCUCUUCCAUAAUAGGGAGAAAUAUGGCAAAGAAACAGCCAUCAUCGAGUUCUCUGACAGCCAAGGUGAGGGCGAAGAUGUCGAUGAUGAGCUUGAUGAUGAGCUUGAUGAUGAAAUUGAUGACCUUGAAAUCGCAAAUUAUGAGAUCACACUCAAGAAAACCAGAAGCCAAUUGGUUGGCCAGUAUUACUCCUCAGCAUUAUUGGGCAGAAAAAUAUAGC
Molecule: messenger RNA, 958 nt
Organism: Moneuplotes crassus
Lineage: Eukaryota; Ciliophora; Spirotrichea; Euplotida; Euplotidae
Source: the annotation of a GenBank genome assembly